AUGUUGUCUAAGGCAAAUGGUGCUUUAAGGGCUUUGGAGGUUAAGGAGUGUGCUAUUACUUGCAUAGGACUUGUCAUUUCAACAUUUGGUGAUAACCUUGCAGCAGAAUUACCUUCAUGCCUGCCUGUUCUUGUUGACCGGAUGGGAAAUGAGAUAACUAGGCUUACAGCUGUAAAGGCACUUGCUGUCAUUGCUGUUUCACAACUGCACAUAGAUCUCUCAUGUGUUUUGGAACAUGUACUCACAGAGUUGACAGCAUUCCUGCGAAAGGCUAAUCGAGCACUGAGGCAAGCAACAUUGGGGACACUGAAUUCACUAAUUGUAGCUUAUGGUGACAAAAUUGGUGGAUCUUCUUAUGAAGUUAUUAUUGUUGAACUUUCAACAUUGAUAAGUGAUUCAGACUUACAUAUGACUGCUCUUGCCUUGGAGCUCUGCUGUACUUUAAUGGCUGACAAGAGGUCAAUCCCAAAUGUUGGUUUAGCUAUUAGGAAUAAAGUUCUUCCGCAGGCUCUGGCAUUAAUUAAAAGCCCUUUGCUGCAGGGUCAAGCAUUUGUGGUACUUACUGUGCUACUAUGGAUUUUUUAAUCUUAAUUGUCUUGA
Mangifera indica (mango) is the source of this 600-nucleotide messenger RNA. RefSeq names its product cullin-associated NEDD8-dissociated protein 1-like. Gene Ontology annotation, biological process: SCF complex assembly; protein ubiquitination. The record is from RefSeq and is a predicted model, not a curated record. Lineage: Eukaryota; Viridiplantae; Streptophyta; Magnoliopsida; Sapindales; Anacardiaceae. Bases 1 to 585 code for a protein of 194 amino acids. Gene Ontology annotation, cellular component: nucleus. The transcript is spliced from 6 exons.